This is a messenger RNA of Conger conger (European conger), 1625 nucleotides long. RefSeq names its product hydroxyacid oxidase (glycolate oxidase) 1 (gene hao1). NCBI's taxonomy places the organism in Eukaryota, Metazoa, Chordata, Actinopteri, Anguilliformes, Congridae. Gene Ontology annotation, molecular function: oxidoreductase activity; FMN binding. Bases 170 to 1279 code for a protein of 369 amino acids. The transcript has 9 exons. The record is from RefSeq and is a predicted model, not a curated record.
CCCAGUAAGCCCAGUACAAUAAAGUAUUGUUAUUUGUUACCUUCUUCAGCUCUUUUUAGAUCGCCAAACUUUCAUUCCAUUUUUCUGCGUGGUGUAGAUUUCGUGAAAUUGAACAGUAAAGUGACUUCCAGUGCUGAAAUCCACGCCGCUGUCGGACCUGAGGUGAAACAUGUCAGAGAAAUUCGUGAGUGUCAGCGACUAUGAGCGAGAAGCGAAGCAAAUACUCCCAAAAGCAGUGUUUGACUAUUAUUUCUCUGGAGCCGACGAACAAGAGACACUAGCAGAUAACGUAGCCGCGUUUUCCAGAUGGAGGCUUUACCCCCGUGUGUUGCGGGACGUUUCCCAGGUGGACAUGUCCGUCUCUGUUCUGGGACGGCGGCUCAGCAUGCCUGUGUGUGUGGCAGCCACCGCGAUGCAGAAGAUGGCCCAUCCUGAUGGAGAGAUAGCCACGAUGAGAGCAUGCAGUUCUGCAGGGACGGGGAUGAUGCUCAGCUCCUGGGCUACAUCCACCAUAGAGGAGGUGGCAGAGGCAGGCCCGACCGGAGUGCGCUGGAUGCAGCUCUAUAUCUACAAGGACCGGAACCUGACCCUAUCUCUGGUCCGACGGGCUGAGCGCGCUGGCUACACGGGUAUUUUUGUCACUGUGGAUACACCCUACCUGGGCCGGCGCCGAAAUGACGUGCGCAACCGAUUCAUGCUCCCCAGGCACCUCAGGAUGGCUAAUUUUGAUUCCCCAGACCUCGCAUUCUCCGUUGAGGAGGGGUACGGUGCGGACAGUGGCCUGGCUGUAUACGUGGCUGAGGCCAUAGACCCCACACUUCAAUGGAAGGACAUUGCCUGGCUGAAAAAGAUUACUUCACUUCCUGUGGUGCUGAAAGGAAUACUGACAGCUGAAGAUGCAAGGCUGGCCCUUCAAUAUGGUGUCGAUGGGAUUCUGGUGUCUAAUCACGGAGCGCGACAGCUGGAUUCUGUUCCGGCCACCAUCGACGUGCUCCCACAGAUAGUGGAGGCGGUAGAAGGCAAGGUGGAGGUGUUCCUGGAUGGAGGUGUGCGCAGAGGGACCGACAUCCUGAAAGCCCUGGCCCUGGGAGCGAGGGCUGUGUUUGUUGGACGACCCAUCCUGUGGGGCCUCACCUGUGGGGGUGACAAGGGUGUCACUGACGUCCUCGAGAUGCUGAGAGAUGAGCUCCAUCUGGCACUGGCUCUUGCAGGGUGUCGCUCACUGAAGGAAGUGGAUAAGGCAAUUGUGAGGAAAUCUGGAUUUUAUUCACGGAUGUGAGGUCUGAGGUGAAACGGGCUGAAGACGGUCAUCUUUGGAUGAGGACUGGUUACUCAUUAGGGUUUUGCAUCCAGAACAGUCCGAUACACAAAGAAUACACAAAACAUACAAUAAAUGAUUUAAAGCAUAUAAAUAACGUGAUGUUUUUAUCAUGGCGCUAUAUAAAACUUCAAUUAAAUGCAAGCAAGUAUGUAAUGCAUUGACUUUCAUUUUAUGGAACUACAGUCUGGACUGAUUUAGAGCUCGCACAGAAAUCCACAGAUGAUUGAUAUAUUUUGAUGCAGAAUACAGUGUUUUUGUUACAUUAAAAAUUCAUUAUUUUCCUCCAUUAAAGAAAUACUGACUG